UUUUACCAUUGCCUAGUGAUAUAUACUAUAUAUUGAUCGGUCGUCGCAUAUUUAUUAAUAGAAUGGCAUCGCGUGGGUAUUUCUUUGUUCUUCUCCAUGCUUUUGUGUUUGCGACUCUUGCAACCUCAGCUUUCUCAAAAUUGUCACCUAAUUACUAUGAUUUCUCGUGCCCUAAAGCUUUGAGCACCAUCAAAAGUGUCGUUGAGGCCACGGUGAAGAAAGAGCGUCGUAUGGGUGCAUCCUUGCUACGCUUGCACUUCCAUGAUUGUUUUGUUAACGGUUGUGAUGGUUCAGUUCUUCUAGACUCCACAUCCUCCAUUGACAGCGAAAAGAAAGCAACUCCUAAUUUCAAAUCUGCAAGAGGAUUUGAAGUGAUUGAUGAUAUCAAGAAGGCUGUGGACGAAGCAUGUGGAAAACCAGUUGUUUCUUGUGCUGACAUAGUGGCUGUUGCCGCUCGUGACUCCGUGGUUGCGUUAGGUGGACCAACAUGGAAAGUUGAACUAGGAAGAAGAGAUUCCACUACAGCAAGCCGUAAAGCAGCAAAUGCAAACAUUCCAGCACCAACUUUUAACCUAUCUCAACUAAUCACCAACUUCAAGAACCAUGGUCUUGAUGAAAAGGACCUUGUUGUUCUUUCUGGAGGCCACUCCAUUGGAUUUGCACGUUGUGUUUUUUUCAGGAACCAUAUCUACAAUGACUCCAACAACAUCGAUCCCAAAUUUGCAAAACGUCUCAAACACAUUUGCCCUAAAAAAGGUGGUGACUCCAACCUUGCUCCUUUGGACAAAACCGGACCGAAUCACUUUGAAAUUGGCUAUUACUCUAAUUUGGUUCAAAAGAAAGGGCUUCUUCAUUCUGAUCAAGAACUUUUCAAUGGUGGCUAUACUGAUGCACUGGUUAGACAGUACAGCUACGGUCACGUAGCUUUCUUCGAGGAUUUCGCGAAUUCGAUGAUUAAGAUGGGAAAUACUCGGCCCCUUACUGGGAAUCAAGGUGAAAUCCGUGUUAACUGCAGGAAAGUGAACUAGUUCAUUACAAAAAUUAUGUGAUAUAUAUACAUAUAGAAUAAUUUCUUGAGGCUAAGAUCAUGGUGCACAAAUAUGAAUUUAUAUAUGUGUUUGAUUGA
Messenger RNA from Glycine soja, 1126 nucleotides. RefSeq names its product cationic peroxidase 1-like. The record is from RefSeq and is a predicted model, not a curated record. Gene Ontology annotation, biological process: hydrogen peroxide catabolic process; response to oxidative stress. Lineage: Eukaryota; Viridiplantae; Streptophyta; Magnoliopsida; Fabales; Fabaceae. Bases 63 to 1028 code for a protein of 321 amino acids. Gene Ontology annotation, molecular function: heme binding; peroxidase activity. The transcript is spliced from 3 exons.